Molecule: messenger RNA, 1164 nt
Organism: Gordionus sp. m RMFG-2023
Lineage: Eukaryota; Metazoa; Nematomorpha; Gordioida; Chordodea; Parachordodidae
Exons: 1
Coding region: 1-1164 (387 amino acids)
Source: RefSeq, a predicted model, not a curated record
AUGGAGGUGAGAGUUGCAGAUAUAAUAGAUAAAGCUCCUUACUUAUCAAUUGUAUCAGAUGGCUGGAGCAACAUUAGAAACGAGAGUAUUAUUAAUUUUAUGGUGAUGACGCCUGUUCCAGUGUUCUACAAAUUUCUAAAUACUGAGGAAAAUCGCCAUACGGCAGAUUAUAUUGCCCAGGAAUUUAAAAAUGUAAUUCAUGAAUUGAAUCCGGUAAAAGUAUAUUCUUUAGUUACUGAUAAUGCCGCUAACAUGAAAGCAGCCUGGAGAAUUCUAAAAUCUGAAUCUAUUUAUAAUCAUAUACAAUGUUAUGGUUGUGCAGCGCAUACAUUGCAGUUAUUCUUUCACGAUUUUGAACGAUUGAACGCCUUCAGUGACCAUAUUUCAAUAAUUAAAAAAAUUCUUAAAUUUUUCAAGAAUAAACACAUACCAGCUGCAGUAUUUUCCCGUAAUAAGAAUCUUCAUGGCAUACCAUCUACAUUAAGUACAAUUAGCCAAACAAGAUGGGCAUCGUCAAUAAAAUGUAUGGAACAAAUUCAAAUAUGCAAGAAACCUCUAAAAGCAUCAGUUGUUGAAGAAGCUGUUUGUGAUAUUUGUCCCAUAGAAAUUACCAAUAAUAUAUUAAACGAAGAAUUUUGGACGCCUUUAGCUACCUCAUUGUUGAAAGUGCAAGGGGAUAAAUGUACUUUGGCCCAAGUAAAAAACGAGAUGCUUAAUUUGGAAAAACACAUAAUACAAUCAUGCCAUGAUUCUAUAUUUUCUCCAUCUCAAGAAAAAAAAAUUAAGGUUAUGUUUGAAAAGAGAAAAACUGAUCUAAAUACAUGUGCUCACAAUGCUGCUUAUUUAUUGGACCCCCAAUAUCAAGGGGAGCAUCUUACUAAUACUGAAUUUGAUGAAGCAUGUAAUAUAAUACAAGAAUUGGGUAUUUUACAAGGUGGUGAUAAUCAAAAUAUUUUGAGUAAUAUAGUAAAUUUCAGAAGCAAAAGCGGUAUAUUUAAUAGCCAUAAUAUGUGGAAAGUUGUAACUUCUAUAAGAAACAAUCAAAUUUCAGCCUCAAGUUGGUGGAAUGCAUUUUGCCCACCUUGCCCAUUAAGAGAAGUCGCUAAUAUUUUACUAACAUUUCCUAGUUCGUCUUCUUCUUCUGAAAGAAAUUGGUCGGUUUAG